AUGCCGAUGUGCAGCCGUCUACCGAAGGCUCUGAGGCCUCAGUUCCUCAUCAUUCUUUAUUUUUUCUUCAUUGCAAUUCCAAGUGUUUAUGCGCAGACAACUUUCUCUCCCCAAAACAUCACCAAACGGCCCAAUGUUGUACUAAUCGGCCAUAUCGGAGCUAUUGGCGCUUUACCGAACUACGAAAAAGUAUUGGAACUUUCACGAAAGGAGCUACUCGGAAAUGGAAUUCUUGGAAAAGAUUUUGACAUUGAGAUCAUCUCCCGGAACGGCUGCGGAGACGCUUUCGAAGGAGUGGCUGCGGCCGCUGAUCUCUAUCACAUCGAGCAUAUAAACACAUUCUUGGGACCAUACUGUAACUCGGAAAUGAUUCCCGUAGCGAUGAUGGCAAACUUUUGGAAUAUUCCUAUCAUAGCGUACAUGGCUACAUCUAAUACCCUGUCAAACAAAAAGAUUUACAAAACACUAAUUCGCACUUCGCUAAGGACCAUGAACACCGUUGCUGAAUCAACUGCUGCCUUCAUAAAGCAUUAUAAAUGGAAGAAGAUAGCGCUGAUAUCGAACACAGGUGUAGCCGCUUACGAAAAGAUCAGCGCAAUCGAACCCGUACUAAAAAGACACGGGAUUACGGUAACCAAGAAAAUUCUGUUCGAGGAAACUGUCACAGUUCAGGACAUGGUAAACGGUGGACAACUGGAGGAAAUUCGUUCAAAUUGUAGAAUUGCAAUUGUAAUGUUUACAUCGGCUCGGGACCUCACUAAUAUAUUUCGCGACGCUCUGACAUUAUACGGAAUGUCCGAAACCGAGUUCGUCUUCAUCUUCCCCUACAUGCAAGAAGGAACCAACGGAGCUUCGCCAUUUGUUGGGAGCGAUAACGCCGCCUUGGACAAAGUCAAGAAAACCUAUGCGAAUUGUGUUUUGAUUGACGAUACCAACGGCUUCGAUGAGCGCAUGAUCACCCCAUUCCUCGAGAGACUUGCUACCAUUGGACUUGAUGAGAAGGACAUUGACAUAGGCAACAUCUACGGAUACAUUGCUCUCUUCGACUCAAUAAAAACGUUUGCAACGGCUGGAAGAAAAGUACUAAAUAGCACCGGAAAUUUUGCGUCAGUUUUAGAUGGAAAGUUGAUGUGGAGCGCUAUGAGAAGAAUGAUCGUCCCAGGAAUGGUUGCCAACUCUGGCGUUGGAAGUGGGACAGUAAUGUUGGACGAUCUGGCUGAACGUGUACCUUACUAUUCGGCCUUCUUUGUGGACAGAAAUAGAAACCAGAUAACCCCCUUUGCGAACAUGGUCCCGUCGCUUAUCGCUAAUUGUGAUGGAUUAAAAACUGGCACUGGAUGCUUCUCACUUAACGUCACCGAGGUGCAAACAUCUUUUUGGCCGUCUCCAGAUGGAAAUAUGCCAAUUGAUGAGCCAGUUUGUGGCUAUAGAGGGGAAAAAUGCGAUUACACGCUGAUUAUCGUCGGUGUUUCGGCUGCCAUUUCAUUUAUCAUCAUGGCUGUUGGAGCAUAUCUACUCAGACGAUAUUGCGAAUCUCGCGCCCUCGACAGUAUGCCUUGGAGAAUCUUUCGAGACGAUAUGCAGAUUGUGGAUGAAGAGACAGUCAAGUCUAUGCUCUCACUGGGUUCGCAAAGGACCAAACUAUCCAAUACGAAUGCAAUGGCCCUGAAGAACCAUGCUGUCAUAGGAGUGAACACUCAUGCCACUUACCAUAUGUACGAGCAGAGAAGACCGAUCAAGUUCGGACGAGCUGAUCUUACUUUGCUUAUGCGGAUGAAACAAGUUGUCCAUGACAAUCUCAAUCCUUUCCUUGGAAUGGCUUUCAACGAAAAAGGUGAAGUUCUAUUGCUGUGGAAGUUCUGCUCAAGAGGAACAUUGCAGGACCUUAUCUACAAUGACCAAUUCGUCCUGGACGAAAAGUUCCAUGGAGCAUUUGUGAGAGAUAUCACAUUGGGCCUGGAAUAUCUCCAUUUGUCAAGUAUCGGUUACCAUGGCGCCCUGACAACGUGGUCCACUCUUAUAGAUCGUAAUUGGUUGGUGAAAUUGACGGAUUACGGCAUCAGUGAUGCAGUUAAUAGAUGGGUGAAACAUGGCAGUAUUAACGAUGAAGUUACCAAGGAAGGAGAAGAAACAACUGAUGCUGUACAAAAAACUGGCAUUCUCUAUGUGGCUCCUGAAAUGCGAAUGUCAAAUGAAAACAAUAACAAACGACGAGUUGAUCAGGCCUGGGUUGGACAGUCACUUGAGAAACGACGUGCGGCCGAUAUCUAUGCCUUUGGAAUGGUCAUGUAUGAGAUACUCUUCAGAUCUUUUCCGUUUAGCGAUAAGGUUGAUCUCAAUGAAAUGGUUACAAAAGCAGCAGAAGGCGAGAAAAUUUCUCGACCAUCUGUUCAGAAAGACAAACAAAUACAUCCCGACCUCCAAGCUCUUCUGCAGGAUUGCUGGCAUGACUCACCGGAUGGGCGUCCAUCUGUACGCCGAGUGCGUCUAUCUACAGAAUCAAUCAUGAAGACCAAAGGAAGUCUUGUUGACUCUAUGACUCGAAUGAUGGAAGAAUACGCAAACAAUUUGGAGAAACUUGUGGGUGAGCGAACGGGAAUGUUAGAACAAGCAACGGUCAGAGCUGAUAAGCUGCUUGGCCAGCUUUUACCUAGAUUUGUCGCCAACGAACUUAAAAAUGGACGACCAGUUCCUCCAAAAAUGUACUCGACAGCAACCGUGCUAUUUACGGAUGUUGUAGGAUUUACUAGGCUUUGUGGCUCAUCCACACCGAUUGAGGUUGUCAAUCUUCUUAAUAGCGUCUAUUCUGGAUUUGACGAUAUCAUAAACAAGCAUGACGGCUAUAAGGUGGAAACCAUCGGUGACGCAUAUAUGGUCGUUUCUGGUAUACCCGAAGAAAAUGGUAAACGUCAUAUCUCCAACAUUGCUACCAUCUCACUCGAUAUCUUGGAUUUCCUUACCACCUACCGUAUCCCUCAUCGCAAAUCUGAACGUCUGAUCAUUCGUGUUGGCUUUCAUAGCGGUCCUGUGGCUGCUGCAGUAGUUGGCUUAAAUGCACCACGAUACUGUCUAUUCGGUGAUACGGUAAACAUGGCGUCCCGGAUGGAAUCUACGGGCGAGCCAGAAAAAAUACAAAUAUCACAACAGUCCAAAGAUCUUCUUGCUAAUGAGUAUCCGGAAUUUAUAACAACAAAACGAGGAGAUUUUGAGAUCAAGGGCAAAGGAAUGUGCGCUACAUAUUGGUUGCUGCGAAAGGAUACGUCAGUUCUUGCUGGAUAA
This is a messenger RNA of Cylicocyclus nassatus, 3279 nucleotides long. Lineage: Eukaryota; Metazoa; Nematoda; Chromadorea; Rhabditida; Strongylidae. The record is from the annotation of a GenBank genome assembly.